Ostertagia ostertagi is the source of this 342-nucleotide messenger RNA. NCBI's taxonomy places the organism in Eukaryota, Metazoa, Nematoda, Chromadorea, Rhabditida, Trichostrongylidae. The record is from the annotation of a GenBank genome assembly.
GCGGCUCCAUGUUAUGACGAAGAAAGUACUGAACAAGCUACAGAUUCUCUGGAAACGACAUCACAAGAGGAUUCCGUUUCUGACAAUGUAGAACUAUUCCAGAAAACUUCGAAAGAUCAAGUUCUGAAACAGCUCACCGCGAUAGCUAAAGAGCCUAAAUCAAGUGUGGAAGAGCCAAAAAGUCAGGAAACUAUGGAGGAUAUAACAGCUGCUGAAGAGAGUACCGGUAUACCUCAAAAGAGACUCUGCUUAAGAUCUCCAGAACGUAAGGAAACUCCAGAAUUAACACGUCCUCGACCAAGAAUCAGCGCUCGGCUCUCUCGUGGGUCAGCAAAACGAUGA